CACAUUCUUAUUUUCAUAUUAUCUUAUAUUCCUGGUUAUUGAAGAGGAUAACACUACAGGGAUAUGCAAAACGUGCUUAUAAUUAUUAGCUUGAUUUUUGCUGAGUUUCUGAUCAUAUGUUUUGCUAAGAGUUAUGUUAUAACUCGUGCUUUAGAAAAUGAAGGUCAUGACAGAUUUGAAAUUGUAAAUAAUAACUUCGUAUGUCAAGAAUCGAGUUAUUUGGAUUGCAAGUCGAAGAACGGACGGCGAAAGUCAAAUAUGACAGGAUGCGAAUGCUCUUGUGACAAGGAAUUCACGACUUUUGGCCUYUACAAUCGAACAUGGACUUGUCAGAAUAACACAAAAUUACGACUACAGUCAGGUUGUCAGGCUUUCUUUGAAGGAGAAGAUCCAUUGUCCUCCGUGAAGGUGUUGAUAUCCAAAUCGACCCCCUAUAAAAUUCUCUUUCCUUCAAUUUUAUGUCGAAUUGAUUAUUCUAAAUCUCGCUACCAAGAGUGUAAUGGCACUUGGAAUGGGCUGGGCACUUCGGGUAGUGUAUCAAAGGCGUUCAUUUUGAUUCCAUGGCCGGAGUAUUUACCUGGAAAACCAUGGAAUAGAUUCUUUAUGAAGGUAUCAGAUCAAGUACCAUCCGUUUUUCUUGGUCGAAUGGUCAGUCUUCAUUUCACAUGUACAAAUACUUGUCUUCUGUUUAAGAUGAAUGGUAAACUACGUUGUCCAGUCGCAUCAGCUGUUUUACCWACCAAGCAUAUAAUAAAGUUGUCUACCGCAAUGYCUUYKAAAACAGAACASAAAAKAAACUCCUCUAAGGUCAUUUCCACUUUACCAACCACAACUCAAACAAAGAACUCACCAACUGAAAACUCUCCUGCUAUGGUGCUAGGUAUUGCGACAGCUUUUGGAAUCGCAUUCCUUGCCGGUGGGAUUGUUGCCAUGGUUAUGAUAAUACGCAAAAGACAUAAAAAAAGAAUACCGAAAUCACCAUCGCAAAAUGAAUUAAGUGCGCCUCACAGCUGCGAUAUUGGUGAAUCAUCACCUCAAAGAAAUCCCGAAGGUGGGUUAAUUUACGACUACGCAACAAGGGAAAACAUAUGGGCAAAGCCCAGGGUGACCAACGGAGGCUACGAAAUCCCRCAAGACGAUAAACAAAUGAAUAACAUGGUGUCCAACGAAUUCUAUMAAAUUCUAGAAGAUAAUAAACAUGCAAAACUUGUUGAGCUCAAUGGUGGCUAUGAAAUCCCAGCAGACAACUGGAAAACAAUGCGCAGGGAGUCCGACUUGGAUAAUGAAAUUUCAGUGGACAAUAUUUGCUCAAAACUCAGGCAGCCCAACGGUGAAUAUGAAAUCCUAGACGACAAUAGGAGACCAAUGCACGGGGAGCCCAACUCAGAUUAUGAAGUACUAGUAGACAAUGAUWAUUCAAAACUCAGGGAGACCAACGGUGGAUAUGAAAUCCCAGACGACGGCAGGAGCCAAGCACACAGGGAGCCCAACUCGGCUUAUGAAAUUCCAAUAGACAAUAAGAGAUUAAAACGUAGGGAGACAAAUGGUGGUUAUGAAAUUCCACAAGACUACAAAGGGGCGUACGUGGAUAUGAGUAGAAAAGCUCCUGGUAAAAAUGAUUACAUGGCAAAUGCUGGAGAAAAACCAUGUAAUAAUACAUUGUAUGAUAGUGAUGAAUAUGUGUCAAUGAUUUGAAUAUUGGUAUGUCUAAUACAUGGUAUGAUAGUGAUGAA
Exaiptasia diaphana is the source of this 1733-nucleotide messenger RNA. RefSeq lists its product as uncharacterized. The record is from RefSeq and is a predicted model, not a curated record. The transcript is spliced from 7 exons. NCBI's taxonomy places the organism in Eukaryota, Metazoa, Cnidaria, Anthozoa, Actiniaria, Aiptasiidae. Bases 64 to 1695 code for a protein of 543 amino acids.